Adineta steineri is the source of this 1050-nucleotide messenger RNA. Lineage: Eukaryota; Metazoa; Rotifera; Eurotatoria; Adinetida; Adinetidae. The record is from the annotation of a GenBank genome assembly.
AUGUCAUCAGUUUUAAUCGAUAUUCCAACUUUACAAAUUAAUGGAAACGAUUUACAAAAUUUUCUUCGUUUUAUUUACAAACAUGAAAAACUUUUAAAAGACUUUGGUGCAAUUAAAGUUCAAGCAAAUAUUGAUUGUAAAUUAGCUUUGAAGAAACGACCAAAAAAUCUUCCGUUAAAUCCAAUUAUGAAAAAAAUUAUCAAAAUCAAUGAAAAUAUUAAUAUUUAUUCUGUGCAAACAAUUGAUCAUAUUAAUAUUUAUUCUGUGCAAACAAUUGAUCAUAUUAAUAAAUCUUCUCAAAAAUAUUUUGGAAAAACAGAUGAAAAUACUUUCUGGUCGUCACUAUCUUCAUCAAAUAACGAACAACAAGGUUUAAAUACCUCACUUUCAUCUAACACGAGUUUCUUCAUUCAAAGAACAUCUUCUACAUACUUUGAUCUUCAUCGUAUACCUAAUCAAUCACUUCUUAAAUUAGGUGGAAGAAAAUUAACAAAUCAAUUUGUUCCAUGUGUGAAAAGAGCACAAGGACCAGGUGCCAUUUUUCCAUUGAUGUCCGCUCGACAACACCUUUUUUCCAUUGAUUAUCAUCAUGAAGGUGGUGAUCAUCAUUGGUAUAUCAUUCCAUCUAAUCAGCGAGAAGCUCUACAAAAUUUAAUUGAGCAACAAAAUCUAUCUAUUUGUCUGGAUCAUGGACAAUUAUUUAUUGAUCCCUCGGUAUUGGAUAAAAAUUGCAUUCGUUACCAUCGAAUCAUUCAACAUCCAAAUGAAUUCAUUGUUUUAUCAGCUGGAACUUUAACACAAAGUUACUCAGAAGACACCAGUUGGAGUGAAUCAAUCAGUUUUGCUUUGCCUAGUUGGAUCGAAGAUGGUCAUGCAACUAUUUCUCUUCUACCAUGUCAAUGCCAUGUUGAGCAAAAUUGUGUAGUCGAUACAAUUGAUGUUGCCUUAUUUAAGCAAGAAUUAAUACAAAAAUACAUUACUUCGUAUCUACAGACUACUGCCAACGAUGAAACAUCAGUUUUCACAGGUUCAUCAUUCUGUUGGUUGUAA